Rubroshorea leprosula is the source of this 1701-nucleotide messenger RNA. The record is from the annotation of a GenBank genome assembly. NCBI's taxonomy places the organism in Eukaryota, Viridiplantae, Streptophyta, Magnoliopsida, Malvales, Dipterocarpaceae.
AUCCUAUACCACUGCCAAUUCUGACGAAUCCGUCGCUGAAACCAGACUGUGUCUUCUUGGGGACGGCUUACCAUUGUACGGAUUGAUUUCGACGAGGAACUGCAUUUUCAUGAAUUCCAAAAAGGCCAGCAGCUGCGCUAUCUGCGAUAACCUCAAUCGCGCUUCCAUCUGCACCAUCUGUGCCAAUUACCGAUUAAAUGAGUAUCAAACCUUGUUGAAAUCGCUCAAGAGUCGUCGGGAUUUCUUGUUUUCGAAAUUGAGUCAAGUGCUGGUGGCAAAGGGAAAAGCAGAUGAUCAACUUAACUGGAAAGUGCAUCAGAAUGAAAAGCUAGCAAACUUGAGGGAGAAACUACGCCGGAGUAAACAUCAACUAGCACAAGGGAAUGCUAAGAUUGAGAGUCUUUCAUAUGACUUAAAGGUCAAAUAUGGGGUGCUUGAAUCCGCUCUUAGUCUGCUUGAAAAGAAUCGCAGGGAACAACUGGAAAAGUUCUCUCCCAACCUUAUUUACACUCAGAGCUUGGAUCAUAUGGCAGUUACCUCAGAACGUCUUCAUAAACAGUCUGUCAUCAUAAAGCAGAUAUGCAAGCUGUUCCCACAACGUCAAGUUAAUCUAGAUGGAGAGAGAAGAGAUGGUUCCACUGCUCAAUAUGACUUGAUUUGCAAUGCACGCUUGCCAAGAGGGCUUGACCCACAGUUUGUUCCACCGAAAGAGCUUGCUGCCUCAUUAGGAUACAUGGUGCAACUCCUAAAUCUUAUCGUACAUGUCUUAGCUGCCCCUGCACUUCACAACUCAGGUUUUGCGGGGUCUUGCUCAAGGAUAUGGCAAAGAGAUUCUUAUUGGGAUGCACGUCCUUCAUCUAGAAGCAAUGAAUAUCCUCUUUUCAUACCUUGUCAAAAUUAUUGCUCCACUAGCGGGGAUAAUUCAAGGACAGAUAGAAGGUCUAGUAAUUUUGUUGUUGCUUCAAUGGAAUAUGAAGGAAAGCCCCGGGCAGAUUCUUGUGGAAGUAAUAGCUUCAACCAUUCUUCUGCCUCUCCUCAUUCUGUCGAGACAAACAAGGAUUUGCAGAAAGGGAUAUCUCUUCUUGAGAAAAGUGUGGCAUGCAUAACAUCUUACUGUUACAACUCAUUGUGCUUGAAUGUUCCAACUGAGGCGUCUACCUUCAAAGCAUUUUCCACACUAUUGGCAACACUGUCCUCCAAGGAAAUCCGAUCUGCGUUUUCCCUGAAAAUGGCUUGUUCAAGGUCAUAUAAGCAAGUUCAACAAUUAAAUAAAUCUGUAUGGAAUAUGAACUCUGCCAUGUCGUCAAGCACUUUACUGGAGAGCGCACAUGCACUGCCCAUAACGAAAAGCAUUCCGAACCAAAACGUUCCGAGUUCUGCUGCUAGUUCUCUUGACACUACUGAGAUCUCCGAUAUUGGAAAAAAUGAAAGUCUAAUUGAUGAAUGGGAUCUUGUGGAGCAUCCAACUCUUCCCCCUCCGCCAUCACAAACUGAAGAUGUUGAGCAUUGGACUCGGGCUAUGUUCAUUGAUGCUACAAAGGGAUGAUCUGAUUCCUGAAAGUUUAUAUAGUCUCAAACACAUCUUAGCUGUAUAAAUAGCGAGCUCAUGGCUUAAAAUGUGAUAUAGAGAUAAUCUUGUAUGUAUGCACAUCUGAUUUCGGCUACCUAACAGGUGAAGUCAUGCCUGUUCGCAUCUGAAAU